Molecule: messenger RNA, 4087 nt
Organism: Xiphophorus hellerii (green swordtail)
Lineage: Eukaryota; Metazoa; Chordata; Actinopteri; Cyprinodontiformes; Poeciliidae
Gene: tll1
Product: tolloid-like 1
Exons: 21
Coding region: 474-3557 (1027 amino acids)
Biological process (GO): proteolysis
Molecular function (GO): zinc ion binding; metalloendopeptidase activity; serine-type endopeptidase activity
Source: RefSeq, a predicted model, not a curated record
GUGUGAGGGCGGUGCGCUGACACAGCCUGAGAGAGACAGCAGAGGCUGAACCCCAGGGAGGGAGCGACAUCAGUGCGGGGCAGGCUGGGAAUUAUGCGACGCGGAUGCGUCCAGUCCUGUGUCCGCGCAGCAGAGAGACACCGCGGGGCGUCUUUACGCUCAGAAGCCGCCUCGUCCUCAAAACCUCACCGCCGUUCUCUCUCCUUUCUCCCGCUCCAGUUUCACCUGCGAAGACACGGCGGAGGACCGCGGAGCUCCUCGGCGCUGAGCGACUCACGGAUUCUCCGGUUAGCCAUGAAGACGCGCGGGGCGCAGUAACUCCUCGCCACCAGAGAGCCACGCGACCAUCACCAUGACCCUUUAAAGUCUCGCCGUCCAUCUCCAAGCAGCAGAGGAGACGAACAGAGAGGCCUUUAAAAAAACCAACAACAACAAAAAAAAAACAAUUAUUUUUUGCUUCCUUCAGUCCGCAGAUGGACCGAGUGCCCUUGGCACUGGCCGCUAAGAUGCGCUGGAUCACGCUGAUGCUUGCGGGCUUGACCUUCUGGGGGAAACUUUCUAUUUCUAACUGUUUCGACUACGAGGAGCCCGGAUUUGAUUAUUAUGAAGAGGAGAAAGUGGAAAGCAUCGACUACAAGGACCCGUGCAAAGCUGCUGUAUUUUGGGGCGACAUCGCGUUGGACGAGGAGGACCUGCAGAUGUUCCACAUCGACAGAACGAUAGACCUCAAACAACACACACAUGUGCGUUCACAUUCCCGACAGGGACACACUUCAGGAGGCCUUGGGGAACAUGAAGAUGUGAAGAGAGGAUCGUUAUACGUUCUGCUGGAGAGAAUACGCAGAUUUGGCUUUGACUACGUCCCAAAGAAUGAAAGCAAGGGAGCUGCCAGUUCACAAAGCCAAACCUGGAAAGGUGGGAGUCCUAGCGAGGCGGCGAAGAGCCGUGUUCCUCGAGCGGCCACAUCCCGAGCUGAAAGGAUCUGGCCUGGGGGAGUCAUCCCCUACGUCAUCGGAGGAAACUUCACUGGUAGUCAGAGGGCCAUGUUCAAGCAGGCCAUGCGUCACUGGGAGAAACAGACGUGUGUAACUUUCAUUGAAAAGACGGAUGAGGAAAGCUACAUCGUCUUCACCUACAGACCCUGCGGGUGUUGUUCCUACGUGGGUCGCCGUGGCAACGGACCCCAGGCCAUUUCCAUAGGGAAGAACUGCGACAAGUUCGGCAUCGUGGUGCACGAGCUGGGCCACGUCAUCGGCUUCUGGCACGAACACACUCGGCCCGACCGUGACGAUCAUGUGACCAUAAUCCGGGAUAACAUCCAGCCGGGUCAGGAAUAUAACUUCCUGAAGAUGGAGCCUGGGGAGGUGAACUCUCUUGGAGAAGCGUACGACUUCGACAGCAUCAUGCACUACGCCAGGAACACAUUCUCACGUGGGAUGUUCCUCGACACAAUACUUCCAUCCAGGGAUGAGAACGGCGUCCGGCCGGCUAUCGGCCAGAGAACCAGGCUCAGCAAGGGAGACAUCGCACAGGCAAGGAAGCUGUAUAGAUGUCCAGCUUGCGGAGAAACCCUCCAGGAAUCAACCGGUAACUUCUCCUCACCUGGUUACCCCAACGGAUACCCCUCAUACACUCACUGUAUCUGGAGAAUAUCUGUCACUCCUGGAGAAAAGAUUGUUCUCAACUUCACCACUAUGGACCUGUAUAAAAGCAGUAUGUGCUGGUAUGAUUACAUCGAGGUCCGGGAUGGAUACUGGAGGAAAGCUCCGCUGCUCGGCAGGUUUUGUGGAGACAAAAUCCCUGAUGUUUUGAUCUCAGCCGACAGCAGGAUGUGGAUCGAGUUACGCAGCAGCAGCAACUGGGUGGGCAAAGGCUUUGCUGCUGUUUAUGAAGCCAUCUGUGGAGGGGAAAUUACCAAGGACUCUGGGCAAAUUCAAUCUCCCAACUACCCUGAUGACUACAGGCCCUCCAAAGAGUGUGUGUGGAGGAUCACUGUGUCUGAGGGAUACCAUGUUGGACUUAGCUUCCAGGCCUUCGAGAUCGAGAGGCAUGACAGCUGUGCCUACGACUACCUAGAGGUUCGGGACGGCCCACUUGAAACAAGCCCGCUGAUUGGCCGUUUCUGUGGCUACGACAAACCUGAAGACGUUCGCUCCACCUCUCACACUCUGUGGAUGAAGUUUGUCUCCGAUGGGACGGUGAACAAGGCUGGCUUCGCUGCCAACUUCUUCAAAGAGGAAGAUGAGUGUGCCAAGCCAGACAAUGGUGGAUGCGAGCAGAGGUGUGUAAACACUCUUGGCAGCUUCAAGUGUGCCUGUGACCCCGGCUACGAACUGGCUCCUGACAAGAAGAGCUGUGAAGCUGCCUGUGGCGGUCUCCUGUCCAAGCUGAAUGGAACCAUCAACACUCCUGGUUGGCCUAAAGAAUAUCCACCCAACAAGAACUGCGUGUGGCAGGUGGUGGCCCCCACUCAGUACCGCAUUUCCAUGCAGUUUGAGGCUUUCGAGCUGGAGGGCAACGAGGUUUGUAAAUACGAUUACGUGGAGGUGCGGAGCGGCCUCUCGUCCGACUCUAAGCUGCAUGGGAAAUACUGCGGCACAGAAGUCCCCGAGGUCAUCACCUCUCAGUACAACAACAUGAGGAUUGAGUUCAAGUCGGACAACACGGUUUCCAAGAAAGGCUUCAAAGCUCACUUCUUCUCAGACAAAGAUGAAUGCAGCAAGGACAACGGCGGCUGCCAGCACGAGUGCAUCAACACGGUGGGCUCGUACGUCUGUCAGUGUCGCCACGGCUUUGUGCUGCAUGAGAACAAACAUGACUGUAAAGAAGCUGAGUGCAAGCAUAAGAUCCACAGCCCCAGCGGGACCCUGAGCAGCCCCAACUGGCCCGACAAGUACCCCAGCCGGAAGGAGUGCACCUGGGACAUCACUGCCACGCCGGGACACCGAGUCAAGAUCGCCUUCAGUGAGUUUGAGAUUGAGCAGCAUCAGGAGUGUGCUUACGACCACCUGGAGGCCUUUGACGGGGACAGUGACGCAGCGGCCAUCUUGGGUCGCCUGUGCGGCAGCAAGAUCCCGGAGCCUCUGGUCUCCACUGGGAACAAGAUGUACCUGCGCUUCAUCUCUGACGCCUCGGUGCAGCGGAAAGGAUUCCAGGCUUCACAUUCCACAGAGUGUGGAGGUCGUCUGAAAGCGGACGCUCGUCAGAAAAACCUUUACUCCCACUCCCAGUUUGGAGACAACAACUACCCGGGUCACACGGACUGCGAGUGGCUGCUGACCACCGAGCAGGGCUGCGGCAUCGAGCUCAGCUUCGUAACCUUUGAAGUGGAGGAGGAAGCAGACUGCGGCUAUGACUACAUCGAGCUGUACAACGGAUACGACGCCAAUGCGCACCGCUUAGGCCGCUUCUGUGGUUCAGGGCCCAGAGAAGGGAUUUAUUCCCCUGGAGACGCCAUGCUGAUCCGUUUCCAUAGCGACGACACGAUCAGCAAGAAGGGCUUCCACGUCCGAUACACAAGCAGCCAAUUCCAGGAGAACCUUCACGCCAGGAAGUGACUCUACACUCAGCCGACGACCUCCACGGCACGGCAACCAGAAAAAUCCGCUUUCUUCCGUCAUCUCUGACCCGCGGACAAACCAGGACGUCCACCAGCCGCCUGACCGGGUGGGGGGCGAGAGGGGAGGGGGGGGGGGGGGGACGGGACACCUGUCGGUGCAAAUAUUUGUUUACAAAAGAGCCAUCGAGACUUUGAGGCGAAGUGGAAACUAAAACGAGAAAUGGAGGUUUAGGUUUGAGGCGUUGCUCACAGACACAAAUGCAAAGGAGCCGCUUACAGACUCGUAUUUUCAAAAACAAACUAUGGCUAUGAAGGAGACUAAUAAACAGCAGUUCUGUGCGGCUCCUGGAUCCAUCAACUGUGCAAUUUACUGUCACCGGACGGCUGCUUCCAUCCACAGAGACUCAAACUGCUCACAGAUGUUUUACUUGCCUUGUAGGGCUGGGAACUGGCCUCUUCAGCCCAGAUCGGAACGGCUGCAGAUACUUUGAUUUCUGUGUAUUAUUAAACCCAACGUGUUUACUGUGA